Molecule: messenger RNA, 570 nt
Organism: Tuber melanosporum (Perigord truffle)
Lineage: Eukaryota; Fungi; Ascomycota; Pezizomycetes; Pezizales; Tuberaceae
Exons: 4
Coding region: 1-570 (189 amino acids)
Biological process (GO): peptidyl-arginine methylation
Molecular function (GO): protein-arginine omega-N monomethyltransferase activity
Source: RefSeq, a predicted model, not a curated record
AUGGGCGCUUGGUCUACGCUAGAAUACAUCGCAAUCUCAGCCGAAUCCGCAGCCUCCGGGAGCGAUUUCUACCUAACAUCUGUGCCACCUUCGCUUGUGGAAGACCUCCCAGAAUCGUUAAGCCAGUAUAUCGGUGCUCCGUUAAAGGUGACUUCUCGUGAGGUUACGCAACUGUCAGAGGUUCGUGCGGAUAGGGUCUGCCUGCUUGAUCCCCGGGCGGAAAAGGAGCUAAGUCCUGCUGAUGCGGAGGUCUUUGAUGCUUUCAUUUUUGGGGGGAUUUUGGACCGCACGGCAGAGUUAAGGAAAUAUGGAUACCAAGGUCGCCAACUAGGAAAGCUUCAAAUGACUACCGACACCGCAGUCAGAGUUACAAGAAUGGUCAUUGAGGAACAACGGCCCCUGGUUAGUAUCCCGUAUAUGGACUAUCCAGAAUUGAAACUCAACAAGCACGAGUCCACCCAGAUGCCCUUUAGAUAUGUGAAGGGCGAAGACGGAGAACCCUAUAUGCCUGAGGGCAUGCUAGAGCUUAUCAAGAAGGACGCUGAUAAGGGCUUUGAUGAUUUCUUUUAG